Periconia digitata is the source of this 3550-nucleotide messenger RNA. The record is from the annotation of a GenBank genome assembly. Lineage: Eukaryota; Fungi; Ascomycota; Dothideomycetes; Pleosporales; Periconiaceae.
UGUAACUUAACUAUUAUUUAUUUAUAUGGCAACAUUUCUUGUAUAAGUUGUAGUAAAACACUCGAUAAUAAUGAUAAAUGGUUACUGAGAGAUUUGAAUACAAAUUUAGGAUGUGGCAGAGGUAUGAAGUUAUUGCAGUGCGGCGUUCCUCACCCGGUUGAGCAGCGCGUCGCUGUAAUCAUACUCUUCGUAUUCCGAGAUACCAUUUUUGAAACACCAAGUUUUUUACUUCAGUGCUCACUCGGCACGUAAAACUCAAUAGUAUUCCGAGAUUUCUGCACUGAUGCGAUCGGAAGCUUCGUUUUCCGAAAUAUCUGCACCAUAGGUAGCGGCCAGAUAUUGAACAUCGAUGUUCUCUCUGCGCUUUCUCAGCUCACUGCUAGCGGUAUUUGACCUAUCAUAAAUGCUACACGAAAUCAUCUUUCGGCGUUGUACUUCGAUUUGGUAAUAAAUGAACAUGUAUCCCGCCAUUUUCGAUAACAAAAGUGGCAACUGUUCCUUCGCCCCCGCUUCCGGUGAUACUUACGCCCAGAAUCAAACAAAUCCAAGAGUCUUGAGACAAGGCCAAGCACCGACGCACAGGAACGGAAAUACAUUGUAUACUAGGCAACGCUGGGAACGUACGUCGGUCAGUACCAAGAUACUGUGGGUGUAUGUAUAAUUCCCACGCCUUCCAAAAGUGGUUAAAUUGUUAGUCAACGAUGGUAUUGGCAAGUGUUUGUCGGCACGAAAGUUGAACACAUGUCGGCUUGGUUCCGCGGGAACGCGGCAAACCGGCACGUUACUUGGCUUGGAAGUCGAAGGAAUCCGGGGGUCAUUCGCUGCAACCAUGAUAAGCUGUCUUGGACACUGUAACAUCUCACUUCAUUCUCGAAUUCGUGUUUGUGGUACAAGAGGUUUUCCAGGUAUUUUCUUUUCCUUAGUAAAUCGACCUCACAGAAUUUCAGGACUGAAUGCGCCAUACUAUUGAUUGGACUAUUCGCCUUCCUUGAAUCUAUAUCCAGACACUCAUACAUUAGACCUUCAGCCUUACAUUACAUAAUUUUCUGGGGUGCAGUAGUUUGCUCCAAACCCUGGUUGAACCCACUCUAUCAGCAUUGCGCGCCGCCCAGCAUACCCAGCAUGCCCAGCAAACAAUCGCAGACAUGUCCGAGUUUUUGCUACGAACUCUAGAUAGGACUCAAUCCCAAUUGCUACGAAUUCAUCAAUUAGUACUUUUUGGUAAUCGCGUGUUUUUUGGUUCCUUUGUUGUUAUAAACCUUUCGCUGUGUGUAGCACCACCAAACGCCAACUUACAAGCCAUCCAUCAAUUGGUACUGUAUUUCUUCUACUGGGAUAGAGUAUCAACCCUGUCAUCCAUGUGAUCAGGCCCACCAGUGUGCUGCUGACAGCCAAACACUCGGGUACAAGCGAGCCAGAAUCCAAGCCCAUAGCGGUGGAUUAGCGGCCAUGACAAUCCAUGGCAAAGCGUGGUACCUAUCUUACCUGUAUAUGUAGAGUCCUGUCCGCCCCUGAAGCUUCCUAACCUCGACCCCCCGCGAUCACAAUGGCAGUGAAGAACAUUCUACGAAAUGUCUUCAGCUCCGAAACAAAGAAGUCACAAGACGGCCGCGAUCAAUGGCCAUCUCGUACCUCUUUUAUCCUCGCAGCAAUGGGCGGCUGUGUAGGGCUGGGAAAUAUUCUUAGAUACCCUUCCCAAUUCUACAACAACUAUGGUCUACAGUGGCACGUGCCCUAUUUUAUUGCCUUUUUCUUCCUCGGAAUUCCUGGUCUGACCCUCGAAAUCGCGUUGGGCCAAGCAUAUCGCGGAGGGCCUACCAUAGCCUUUGAUCACCUACAGAAAAGACUUAAGGGCAUCGGUUUCAGCUUAGUCUACAACGGCUACAUGGUUGCUAUAUACUACGUUCCGAUCCUUGCUUGGGCAAUGGCCUAUUUCCGUCACUCCUUCAGUAGUCCAUUGCCGUGGGAAGGGGAUGCCGAAAACUUCUACCUCAGACAAGUCAUCCGUAACGGAGAUCCAACCCCCGGAGAACUAUCCGCUGGGGGCGUCCAAAGCUACACUGACUACCCCCUUGUCGGUCUUGUCGGCGAAACAACUGGUUGGUGUGCUUUCACUUGGUUUCUCGUCUGGCUUUGUAUCUGGAGAGGAAUUGGCCAGACCGGCAGAGUUGUCUAUUUUACUAUGGGAGCCCCUUUGGUUAUGAUCAUCAUUCUUGUGGGCCGAGGUGUAUCCCUACCCAAUGCUGGUGACGGUUUGCGCUACUCUUGGGCUACAUGGCGUUCGGAAGCCCUCGCCGACGGCCAGAUUUGGCAAGAUGCUUGUGGCCAGAUCUUCUUCAGUAUCGGACUGGGAAUGGGAUACUUUACGACUUACGCAUCGUACAACAAUCAGUACCAGAACGCCGUGCAGGAUGCUCUUAUCAUCUGCUUUUCAAACUCUCUCAUCGAAAUCCUCUGCGGGUUGGCAGUCUUUGGCGUAAUUGGGAACUUAGGAAUGGAUCCAUCAACUGCGGAAGCAAAACUUGGAAGCUUCGACGUUGCUUUUCUUACGCUACCCGAGGGACUUGCGCAGAUGCCCGGGGCCCAGUUUUGGAGCGUGGUCUUCUUCUUAACAUUGAUGGUUUUGGGUGUUAGCUCUGCAUUCGCGCUGACUGACACUCUGAUUUCGAUGAUCUGCGACAGCAAUUUUGGCAGACGUUGGAAGCGAGAGUAUGUUGUCACAGCUGUUAUCAUCAUGUCUUUUCUUCUGUCACUGCCGUUUUGUACGGAAUUCGGCUAUUAUUUGUUGGACGGAUUUGACACAUGGCUUAACAACUUUGCUCUGGUUUGGGUGGUUCUCUGUGAAUUCUAUGCGGCAACGGGAAUCUAUCGCUACAAGGAUGUAGCUGGCCUUCUUGGGUGGAUGUCAUUCGGCAUCUAUACGGCUGGAUAUACUUUGGCUUUGGUCCUUGGCGUCGCGAUCGGCCAUGCCGUUCAUCCAGGUAUUGGAGCUGGCGUAGGCUUCGGCAUCUUCUUCAUCGGGUUGAUCCUGGCUCUGGUGUUUGCAAAGACACCGCAAUACACUGGGUCCGAUCCUCCUCUUUUCUGGAAGAAGAGCGUUUGGCUUGAAAAAGUGUACUACCUCAUGUUCUACCAGGGAUGUCAGCUUUCACUCGACUUGAAUAUUGUCGUGGCUUCUGGUAAAAACUGGAAAAUACCUAUAUUCUGGGGUCCUCUUCUCCGCUACAUUUCUGUUCCUAUCCUGACAAUCAUUCUCGGAUUCUCCUACCCCACUUUCCACAGCAAGCGGAUGGACCCUCUACAGAUCAUUGGCUUCUUUAUUGCGAAUCUCACCAUGGUCUUUGUGGCUGUUGGACUUAUCUUCCCCCGAUUCUUCCACCCAUGGAUUCCCGUGGAAAAACGUGGAGAAGGGCACAUUCCAUUCUCGCCAAACGUGCGGACUGCGGUCGUGGACGUGAGUGUUGGAAGAACUGUCGAGAGUGGCAUGAUAGAGCACGAGCACUCAGGCUCAGAUGGAAGCCCCCAUGGGCUGAAAUCAAGGGCUAAAUAA